Messenger RNA from Linum tenue, 1541 nucleotides. Lineage: Eukaryota; Viridiplantae; Streptophyta; Magnoliopsida; Malpighiales; Linaceae. The record is from the annotation of a GenBank genome assembly.
GUCCACAUGAAUUAUAACUAAGAGGUCCCCCCAACGAAAACCCACAUGAAUUAUUAUUAGCAACGCGACGUACGUCGGAAAAUGAAAGCAGGUUUGGAGAGGGUUAGCUCGUCAUUAGCGGCGGCGCCGUUUGCCGGGAUGGUUGGGAUGGAAGGCUGCGCCAUUGCACUGACGAUAAUGGCGAAAACGGUGCUGUCGGGGGGGAUGGUGAAUCGGAUGGUGAUGAGCCCUUACGUGUUCGUCGUCUAUGUAAAUGCGCUCGGGACUCUCUUUCUGUUUCCCUUUUCCUUUCUCUACCAUAGAUCGUGGUGGUUGGGAUCUGGAGGAGGAAAGAAUAAUGAGAUUCUUGAAGAGAAACAACAGCUACAGCAACAGCAACAACAGCAGCCCGUUUUCCCGCUACUGGUUCGCUACUUCUUCAUGGGUUUUACCGGGAUAGCCCUGUCUCAAAACCUCGCGUUUAUGGGCCUGGUCUACAGCUCGCCCAUCGUCGUAUGUGCAAUGGGCCUCUUGAUUCCUGCCUUCUCCACCGUCCUUGACGUCCUCCUUGGCGGCAGAGCCAUCAAGUCAACACACUGGUCAACCUCAAGCUUCAAGUUCAAGCUGAUCGGAACCUUGAUCUCGGCUGUGGGAGCAAUCACAGUGGUAACGUACAAAGGCCCUUACAUACGAGAAGCUCGCCCGUCUCCUUCCCCUCAUCUCCAAACAAAACAGCACCGUUUCGUUUUCUACUCGUUGGCUGACGCCGACAGUUGGGCCGCCGGCUGCCUCCUGCUCGCCGCUUCUUCUCUCUGUGUCUCGAUUUGGAACUUCCUCCAGUCGGACACAGUGAAACGAAAUCCCAAAGUGAUGGAAGUGGCGUCGUGUUAUAGCUUAGCCGGAACUGUCCAAUGUGCAAUGUUUGCUUGGGUCGUAGAACGAGACCUCGGUGCCUGGAAAAUCAAGCUUGUUGGCCUGGAAUCUAUGGUCAUUUUGGUCACGGCGGUCUUCGGAAGCAUCAUUAGGAGCAGUGUUCAUAUGUGGAGCGCAAGAGCGAAGGGUAGUUUAUAUGUAGCCAUGUUCCAGCCAUUCAGAAUUGUUUGGGCUACGUUUUUUGGUGUUAGCUUCUUUGUGAAUGGUCUGCACUAUGGAAGUGUGAUAGGAACAGUGGUGUGUGGAAUGGGGUACUAUACGAUACUGUGGGGGAGGAUCAAAGAAGAUGAAGGAAGAAAAGUGUAUGCUGAUGAUGUCAAGUGUUCUUCGGAUAACAGGGCGCCGUUGCUUGUCGAGGACAAUUCCCAAGUUUGAUCAAGAAUUUGUUUACCUAGCUAGCUAGCUACCCUGUCUGUCCACUUUCUAGAGUGUGUAAAAAUUGUACAUAGUCAAGCCUAGCUUUUGUUUUAAAAAAAGAGAGUCAAGCCUAGCUGAUCCAUCUUUUCUAUUGUGUGGAGUCUAGCUAGUAGCCAUUUGAUGAUUUGAACAUAAAGAACUAGUCUAUCCAACCUGUUUAUCGUUUAAUUAUUUUGUUAGAUUGUGUGAAAGUUUGAAACUACCCAACGGCC